AUUACAGCCCGUUAUAUAUCUGCAUCUUGCCCAGUGACCCCCAACACCACACAGUCAUUAUUUCCAUAUCGUGUUGCUCUCACGCCCACUGAGAGAGGGAGCAGAGAGCUCAUCCGGCGCAUUGAGGGACGUCCAGGUCCUCAUCUGCGCUCCGUACAGCAUCAGCACCAGCCGCUGCGUGAGAAACAAACCGAGUCGCAUCCCCGCGGAGAGCAGCCCCGCGUGCGCUUCAUUCAAUCUGGAGCGUCAGAUGGUGCAAGAUGCACCGCUUCUUUGUCCUCCUCUACACACGGGCUGUGCAAGUUAACGCUGGAAGGGACCAGUAGCCUAGUAUUUGAGGCACCCGUUUCAGCUGCGCUGAAAGGUUCCUACAGGACGCGCGCUUGGAUUAUUGUCCUCGUAUCACCGUUCCCGUGGAUUUCCUGCUGGGCAGCUAAACACGCGCACCGCGGCUUCCAGAGAAAUAAAGCGAGUCGCUGAUGUUUAAAAUGUGUUAAUUUGGUUUCUUUUUGUCGCGAGGGAGGAGCGAUGAGAGCGUAAACAACACUGGGUGGCUUUGUUUCUGAGACACGGACCCGUGGAAGAUCACACUGACAUGUCUUUCAGUGCCGGAUUGGGAGCUACCGUUAUUUCUCCACUAACUUAGGGAAGUGCUGUUCGUAUCUCUUUGACUUUGCAUAUCAGCUCGAUUCUACUUUUUAACAAACACAUGCAGUUUUCUUCGUAUCUUCUUCCUACGUGGUGGAGCGCUUGGGAUGCUUUCGUCGGAAGGGCGUAUUUGAUUCGCGUCUGUCGCCUUUGGAGUGAAGAAAGACCCCUUUAAACUCGUUGCCUCGGCGCUAUCUUGUGGAGUUACAGCGACCCACGUGGAAACACGGACUCGAAGGAGGACAAGAUGGGCUGUUGCAGUGGUAGAUGCACGCUGGCAUUUAUAUGUGGCAUGCAAUUGAUCAGCAUUCUGGAGAGACAGAUAUUUGAUUUCCUCGGAUACCAGUGGGCUCCGAUUCUCACAAACUUCAUCCAUAUCAUCACAGUGAUCCUAGGCCUCUUUGGGACAGUACAGUUCAGACCGCGAUAUGUGACCGGGUAUGCAGUCUGGUUGGUGCUGUGGGUCGCCUGGAACGUCUUUAUCAUCUGUUUCUAUUUGGAAGUGGGUGACCUUUCAAAGGACACAGAUCUGAUUAUGACCUUCAACAUCUCCAUGCAUCGCUCCUGGUGGAUGGAGAACGGCCCGGGGUGCAGGGUGACCCCCGUGACCCCUCCUCCCUCCUGGGCCCCGGAGGACCACCGCUACAUCAGCAUCGCCGGAUGUCUGCUAGAGUACCAGUAUGUGGAGGUUGCCCACAGUUCCUUGCAGAUUAUCCUGGCUCUGGCUGGGUUCAUCUAUGCCUGUUAUGUUGUGAAGCUCAUUUCAGAAGAGGAGGACAGCUUUGACUUUAUAGGAGGGUUUGAUUCGUACGGUUACCAAGGGCCACAGAAGACGUCACAUUUGCAACUACAACCAAUGUACAUGUCAAAGUAAAAGGAUAACUGCCUUAUCAGCCAAUCAAAACAACGAACUGAUGUUUGGACUCGUCUUUCUACGUAAAUGUCUUAACAUGAUAGUGUCUUACGAACUGUCGGAGGAACACAGAACCGACACUUUAACCUCAAAGACUCCAAGUGGAUUUUCUUUGUCUACGCCCAGCCCUUCCUCCUCCAGAGCGCUGCGUUCAGGCGCGAGAGAGCCCUCGUGUGGAUAAACCCUCGGCAGACUCUCAACAUUGCGGCCAUUAGCAGUGCAAAAAAUGGAGGAGCAGAUUGAGUGGACCGAUCUGCAAUAAGAAAGACUUGGAAUCGUGCAAUGGAUAUAGUGUCAGUGUCUCCAACUGGCUUUCACGGAAACCAUCCCAUACUUAAAGAAUGUUCAUUAACUAGUCAGUAUGAUAUUAGUUAUCUAGUCCUACAAUCUUUCAAAUGGUGACUGGAGUGGGGAGUCAUUAUUCCAGUUGUGUUUACAAAGGGUCAUUCCAAGCAUUGGAAUCGCCGUCGGUGUUUAAUCGCAACCCAAGUAGUUUUUUUCUUCUUUCUCCUGGAUGUACUUGUCUUGAAAGUGCCAAGAACAGUUACGAAAAAAAAAACCCAACAAAACAAAACGAAUAAAGAAAUCGGUAGCUGCUAAGAGAUUCAUAUUUUUUGGAGUGAAACGAAAGUCCUGAAGAGAAAAAAAAAAAAAACGAUUUUAUCCGUUCGACGUCGCCAUGGGAUCAACCGUAUUUGUUUGCAUGAGGUGUCAAAAUCUGUUGCGUAUUUAAUAUCUUUCAGCUAGACAUAGCCCGAACCUUGGAAGGGGUAACAGUCGCUCCAAAAGGUAACUUGUGAAUAUUGUUGUUUUUUAAGACGGUGUUGAGUCUUGUUAACAAGAUAACGGAUAGAAAACCAAUUGUAACUUCUUUCUAUUUUAAGCCUUUUUUUAACGUGUGCAGGUGUUCACUCUUUUGUAGUAGACUAAUAAUUUAUUAUGCCGUGUAAGUGGGCCUUUCUUUUCGAUAUUCCUGUACAUAUUGAGGGGGGUAGGGAUAGAGACGCAGUGUUUCUAGUGAUGUGAUGUGUGAGGAGGUGUGUGGAAGAGUCUAAUCGGGUUAGAGCGCUUUGUUUCGUGUAGUGACAGGAGUCCCUAAAUGAUCUGUUCCCCAACUUUGAAGCGAGAGGUCAGAAUUGCGCAAAAUGCUGAAGCUAUUCAGGUCUUUCCCCUUGAUUUACGGCUUCUUUUGUAGCCUGCCUCCUGAAUGAAGUUUAUAAAUGCUGCACUUUCAAAUGCCGUGCAUAUCGUAGCCCUUGGAUGAUGCGUGAAAGCAUGAAAUGUCUUCAUUUUGGUCAAACUACCAUGCCAAACGCAGCCGAAUAACGCACUUCCCCCUUCCUCGACUGAUAAUGGAUGAUGAAAUGUGUAUUUCUCCACUGUAUAUUAUCUUUUCCCUCAAAACUGAUUCUAGUAACUGUGUGGAGUUGACGUAUAUCUGCGCUUUAGUGUGGAGUUUCCUGAGAGAAAGUGCCUGAAAUGACAUCCUGUUAACAUUCCAAUAAAUGGCAAUCUGCUCUCAUCCAGAAAGGCUGUAUAUAAACAGAGGGUCCGACUGAGCUGUGUUUAAUCAAACCCCUUGUGAACUGCACUGGCAAAGCUAAGUGGCUUUGAUAAUUAAUAAAGAUAUUUUAGCCGCACCACACUCCAGACCUCACUGGAAAAUAAUUCCCUGCAGUCUUUUGCUGCAAUCUUUCUGCAUCCGACUCAAUACGGAGUGAUAAAUGUUAGUUUGGGUAAUGCAAUUAAUAAGAAUGAUGGCUUUAGAAAUGGAAAGCUGUAUGGGUAUGUCUCACAGAACCUUUCAAGAACCUAUUUGAGGUUAUAUUUCAUCCCCAAAAUCUUCAAAUACAUAUAUAUCUUUUGAAAAAUAAUACUUUUGAGGCAUUUUUAUUGUUAUUUUUAGUAAUAAGGGUGGCUAUUUAUUAUAUAAUUUAUCUUAAAUUAUUUAUUAAAAUACUUUAAUGCACAAAAAUCACAAUCUUAUACUCUACUGCUAAAUAUAAUAUUAAAAUGGGAAUAUGAUAAUAUGAUAUAAUGAGAAUGACUAUCAAGAAUAUUGAUCAUUUAAUUUCUUUUUCUUAUAUAUAUAAUUAAGGAUGAAAUAAAGGAUCUUAAUGAGGUCUUAAAAGGAUUAAUAAAAAAGAAUUGAUUUUGAUUUUAUUAUUGGUUCUAAAACUAUAUAUAUAUAUAUAUAUAUAUAUAUAUAUAUAUAUAUAUAUAUAUAUAUAUAUAUAUAUAUAUAUAAAGGCUUAUUUUAGGACAUUAACAAAAGUGUUGAAUAUUAAUAUCUUACAUAUCUUAAGCCUGGAAUACACUACCCGAUUAUGGCCCUGAUCUUACAGUCUGAACAAGUUAAAGCUAGUUGAGGAAAGUCAGAGCCAGUCAACUCCGGUUUUUUAGCUUCAGACAUUGAUUCCAUCCAGUCGGAGGUUAUUAAACGUUUAAUAUUUUCCGCCGAUUUUUGAAACACAUUUGUUUUCAUUUGUCAUGCGUCUCCUGGCAACAAGGCGCGUGUUUCUGCGUGAGUGUCUGGUAGUGUAUGAUCCCCGGUCAUGUAGCGUAUAAUGCACAGCGUAUUUUCAUUUGUCACUAUUUACAGAGUCUGUAACUGUAUGAUGCCUAGUGUUUUAAAAAAUCUGUUCAGAAGUCGUGUAGUGUAUUCCAGCCUUUAAUCUUAAAUAUAUCAUAAUGGAUCACCUUAAGUAUAUGGUCCUAAUAUCGUAUCAUUGUUUUUUUAAUAAUUAAUUUAAUUUACUUAACUUUUGGGGGUGAAAUGUGACUUGGACAUGUUUUCCAGAGAUUUGCCUCUGUAAUUGCUCUUGCUUGAAGGUUUUUGAUUGCCUCAACUUCUCAAAGAUAAGCAGAUUACGUCAGCCUGACUGCUGUGCAAGUGAGUUUCAAGACAUUUGUAAAUACAUCCUGAAUCAACAUGGUGCUUGAUUAGACUUUAUCAUAUUAAACAAUAAAAAAAAAAAACAUGUUCUUGCUCUCAAUAUAUUUGCAAGGCGCAGUCUAAGCUUACGUGAGAUUUACCCUGCAUUAAUACAUGUAAAACAACACUUGACGGUAUUAAUGUCAAAUCUGACUAUCAUACGGUAAUUAUGAGCUGAAAGAAACCUGAAUGAAAACGAAUACCUUCAAGUUCAGGAAAUCUUGCAUGAUGCUUCUACCCAGGAGUGUAUGUGAUGUCACCAUGGUAAUGCUCUAACCAAAACUGUAAAUAAAAAAUAUGGAUUUAGAAAUUAGUUGUGGAGUGUUCGACAUGGUCCGGGGCGAAAUCAGAAACGUAGCUUUCAUUUGACGAUGCAUUGUAAGAGUAGCUGAAACAUUCUCGUUAAUUAAAUGGUAAAUUACGAUAUCCUAAAACAAGUGACACUCACGGUAGAUGCUUUGAGCAGCUUCCCGGGUUGUUUUCAUUGGGUUCAGUGCUGAGUUUUGAAUAGAUAGGCCUUUUCUAUUUCUGUUACUUUUAAAGAAUGACUGUAAAUAAAACCAGACUGUGUCAAUGA
Molecule: messenger RNA, 5073 nt
Organism: Puntigrus tetrazona (Sumatra barb)
Lineage: Eukaryota; Metazoa; Chordata; Actinopteri; Cypriniformes; Cyprinidae
Gene: nkain2
Product: sodium/potassium transporting ATPase interacting 2
Exons: 7
Coding region: 896-1522 (208 amino acids)
Biological process (GO): regulation of sodium ion transport
Source: RefSeq, a predicted model, not a curated record